GUCCUUACCGAGUGACCAUCCGCGGGUAUUUGGCAGCUUUUUGUUCGAUCUUUUGCUCCGCGUUAGUGACUGUGCCUACGAUGACGCAGACAGGGGGCGCAGGCAACGCAAUUCGGCGCCUCCCGGGCGGGACCCGCGGAGAAUCCCUCUGGCGCAUGACUUUCGUCCGCCGCUCGGUCCGGAGGAUCUUCCCCUUCCGGCUGGGAGCGACUACUUGGAGGUGGAUGAAAAUAAGGACUUUUUCGAAAUCGGCCCCACCCUGAGGCCGCUGGAAAGUACUACAGACUGGUAUACGAAUGCGGCACACAGCUGUCGCCUGGCUUCCGUUCCCCCGCUGCUCGACAAGGGGUCGCCCUACACUGAGAUUAUUGCGCAUCUCGCCUCGUACACCACACUGGACGCCGUGUGGAAACCGCUCGGUCCGGAGCGGUUCCGCAUCGAAGCCGAGAGACUGCGAGCGUCUGUGGCGAGGAACACAACUCUAGCGGACGGCCACCAAAUGCCCGGCGCAGGAGCCUCGUAUCCUGACGAUGUACGACCGGUCACUUUCCACGGCGUUCCGCCGUCCCACUUGCACGAGGACGGAACUUUUCUCUACCAAAGAUCUCGGAACGUUUCAGCUCACGGGCGCCUCUGGUUUCGGGGGC
Amoebophrya sp. A120 is the source of this 647-nucleotide messenger RNA. The record is from the annotation of a GenBank genome assembly. Lineage: Eukaryota; Dinophyceae; Syndiniales; Amoebophryaceae.